Messenger RNA from Gossypium raimondii (Peruvian cotton), 1973 nucleotides. RefSeq lists its product as hypothetical. The transcript has a single exon. Bases 1360 to 1815 code for a protein of 151 amino acids. The record is from RefSeq and is a predicted model, not a curated record. Lineage: Eukaryota; Viridiplantae; Streptophyta; Magnoliopsida; Malvales; Malvaceae.
UACAUUGUGUUAAUGUUCAGAUCUGAGAUUGUAUCUUUAUUGAGGGCUCGUGGUUGAUGAAGGAUAGGGUGGCUAAGUUUUCUGGAGCGCAUUCUUUCUUCAAAUGGCUUGCUUGGCUAAAUCGUCUAAAUAUGAAUCAAUUAAGUACGAAUGCAGUUAAGGCCUCUUGUUGUUGUUGGGAUUUUCACCUUGAAUCUAUCAAUCAUUUUCUCCGAGGGUGUUCCAUGGAAAACGAAAUUUGGACUUUGCUUCAAAUUGAAUCUCAACCGCCUGACUUUUUCAAUUCAUAUUUUGAAACAUGGCUUAUGGAAAACUUGAAGUAAACUAUUAUCUUGAAUUUUCAAAUUCCAUGGGGGGAGGUUAUUUUUUCUUCCUUGGAAAUGUCACAAAAAACGUGUUUUUCAGGGCCAAUUGAUGUCGACGACACAUGCUCUAGCUCAUGCAAAAAGAUUUCCUCUGGAUAUUUGCAAAGCUGUGAAUACAGCAGUGGCUAGUAUUGCAAGGGGUCCUAGAAUCGUUGGAUGGAAGAAACCUCUGAUGGUGAGCGACGACCAACGACUGGCAUGGCCUCUGCAGGUGGUGUUCUGCGAAAUGAAAGGGUGAGUGGAUCUAAGGAGGGUUGUUCUAUUUCAGUUAUUUUUUGGUUUUAAUUUGAUAAAAAAACAAGGAAAAGUUUUAAAUUUUAAUUCAAGGUAAAUUCAUUUGCCACCUCAGCUUUUUAUUGUUGUUGCUGUUCAUCGGGGAGAAGGCCAGAACUCAGCUUUACUGGGGGUUCCUUCUUUUGGGUCUUUACAUCACAUUGCAUAUGGGCUGGUAGGAAUUUGAAAAUUUUAGUUACAAUUUGAGCCUUUGUGUGCGAGUUAACCUAGCUUGGAUCAUGGGCCUUACUCGUUUCAGCAUGGAAUCACCAAUGUACUACCGUCUUUAACAACGUUUACAGUUAGCAUAGCAAAGUUGUAAUUGCCCUUGAAAUAUCAAAAACAAAAAAGUUUGGCCUAUUGUCAUGGAAGGCCACAACCAGCCAAAUUGCAUGGUGUUUGUAAUUUUCCUGGAGGAAUGAUAUAGUUUAGCAUAAUAAGAAAGUCUUACCACACUAAAUGAAUGGAAGCAAAAUGAAUAAAUAAACCCAAUUGAGAAACCUCAAGAGCCCCCAUUCGCUCAUUCUCUUGGCCAUGCAUGAUUUCAUUUUCUUUUUGCCUCCGCUGAAUUUUCAAUCCAACAAAGAAAGCAGAAAGUUUAUGAAUGAACCCCAGUAUAAAUUGAAACUAUACAAAACAUGUUCAUAUACCAAAAUCCCAUCUAUUUUACUUCAUAUUACCUAAAUUUAAUAAUUAAGAAAAUAAAGAUUGAGAUAUAGGAAUGAGAAAGGUGGAGAUUGCAAUAAUAUGUCUCUUUUCAUUGGUUUUCGUAGCCAUGCCUGUUAAACUGCCACAAAGGCCACAGCUGAUGGCACCACCCCGUCCACUUUGUGCUUCACAAUUUUCCCUGGUCAACUAUGCGUGUGCGGCGCUGCCAUUAACCCCCUUCUCACCACCACCUCCUCGCAAUCGCAACCAUAGCCGCAGCCGCAGCCGCAGCCGCAGCCGCAGUAACAGCCGCCGUCGCAGUCGCAAGCAUAGGCGCAGGCACGGGCACCGUGAGACGGAAAUGCAAAGCUACUGUUGUCAAUGGCUGAAGCAGGUGGACACUGAGUGUGCGUGCGACGUUCUGGUUCACUUGCCCACCUUCCUUUCUAGGCCUAAUCAUCAGUACACCGUUGUCGUUGAUGAUACUUGCACCGUUAAUUAUUCAUGUGGGGGGCGAAUAGAACCAUGAUUCCACAACCUCCUUUUCUUCUGAUUUUGCUUGAAUCUAUGUAAUUGAAAUCAUGUCCAUCUUUAUUAUUAAAAAAAAAAAACUUGUCUAUUUGCUUUUUGCAAUAUCGAAUUUGAUGCCCAAACAGCAGAUGUUAAUAAGAAAUUUUAGUUUUAGAA